AUGAUUCCGAGAUGGAAGACAAGACUUGACGGAGAGAUUGUGCGAGAUUUGGUCACCGGCAAAGGUAAAGCGUUUGUCUGGGGCCUCAUAAAAUGGUGUGGAAUCGGAACAUUCGCGUCUUACACCAAUGCUAUGAUUAAGUUUCUCCAAUCAAAGGUCUCGAUUGCUUUCCGAACGCGACUCACAAGGUAUAUACAUGACCUUUACCUCAAUGAUAACAUAAACUAUUACAAACUCUCCAAUCUUGAUGGUGGGGUUGGCGAAUCCGCAGACCAAUUCAUCACGCAGGACCUCACGCGAUUCUGCGCAGCCUCGGCGACGCUAUAUUCUUCGAUUGGGAAACCACUAGUGGACCUGUUCGUUUUCAACUAUCAACUCUAUCGUUCGCUUGGACCAUUAGCAUUGACAGGGAUUCUGAGCGGAUAUUUUGGUACAGCAACAAUACUUCGUCGUCUCUCUCCGCCAUUCGGAAAGUUGGCAGCUGUCGAAGGUAGAAAAGAGGGUGACUUUAGAGGCCUCCACUCCCGACUUUUGGCUAAUGCUGAGGAGGUGGCGUUCUACGGCGGAGCUGAAAUGGAACGUGUGUUCCUCACCAAAAGCUUUAAGGAUCUUCAACGAUGGAUGGAGGGUAUAUACAGCCUGAAAAUCCGAUAUAAUAUGCUUGAAGAUAUGAUUCUUAAGUAUUCUUGGUCCGCUUUUGGGUAUCUUAUCACGUCUCUCCCAAUAUUUCUACCUGCUUGGGGCGGUCUAGCUGGUGUUUCCGAAAUGACUCUCUUGUCUCCUGAAACUUAUGACAGGGAGAGAGAUCGCAUGAAAGAUUUCAUUACGAACAAGCGACUUAUGCUUUCUCUAGCGGAUGCUGGAGGUCGUAUGAUGUAUAGCAUUAAAGACCUUUCUGAGUUGGCAGGAUAUACUUCUCGUGUGUAUACGUUAAUAUCAACCCUCCACCGCGUACAAGCUAAUGCAUAUGCUUCGCGACGUGGUUCUCAUCCUGAACUGUACUCUCUCUCAGAUGUCCAAGGCACGAUUCACAGCGGGUUCGACGGAGUGCGCCUAGAGCAUGUACCUGUGGUAGCGCCGUCUCUCUUUCCUCAAGGAGGUGAUGAACUUAUCGAAUCAUUGUCAUUUAUAGUCCGCUCUGGCGAGCACCUUCUGAUUUCCGGCCCGAAUGGGGUGGGAAAAUCUGCCAUCGCUCGCAUUGUCGCAGGGCUCUGGCCAGUUUACCGUGGACUAGUUAGUCGGCCUAGGAGAUUUGGCGAAGAUGGCAUAAUGUUCCUCCCGCAGCGCCCAUACCUUAGCGGGGGCACGCUGCGUGACCAAGUCAUUUACCCCCACAGCGAAAUGGACAUGCGAGAAGAUGGGAAGAGUGAGGCGGAUUUACUUCGUGUGUUGAACGACGUUCACCUCGGAUACUUACCCGAUCGGGAGGGUGGUUGGGACUGUCGUAAGGAAUGGAAAGACGUCUUAAGUGGUGGUGAAAAGCAGCGCAUGGGCAUGGCAAGACUCCUGUACCACGAGCCUCGAUAUGCAUUCAUCGACGAAGCCACGUCUGCUGUCUCUUCUGAUGUUGAAGGCUUGCUCUAUGAACAAGCCAAGCAACGAGGGAUCACUCUGAUCACGAUCUCCACACGUGCUUCGCUGAAGAAGUACCAUACCUUUAAUCUUACCCUUGGCAUGGGACAGGAUGGCACCGAAUGGGAAUUCGACCGUAUCGGCACAGAAAAGGAGAAAAUGGGUGUAGAGAAGGAAAUACAAGAACUUCGGAAGCGGCUUGACCAGGUUGAGGGGUGGAAGGCUCGGAAAAUAGAAAUCGAUGACGAGCUGCGUAGGGUGUGGGUUCGUGAUGGCGAGGCUGAACGGGCUCUUCCUCCAUACCAGAAAGGCAACGAAGCCGGGGACGAGGCUGAGAAGCAAAACGACCAGAGGAGUCGUGAUACAGAUGCAGACCCGAAUGCGGAUUCAGAUGCAUAUGUGGAUGCCCAUGCAGAUACGGAUAGUCUGGGUGCACAAGCUGAGACCGCGGAGUAG
Histoplasma mississippiense is the source of this 2028-nucleotide messenger RNA. RefSeq lists its product as hypothetical. Lineage: Eukaryota; Fungi; Ascomycota; Eurotiomycetes; Onygenales; Ajellomycetaceae. Bases 1 to 2028 code for a protein of 675 amino acids. The record is from RefSeq and is a predicted model, not a curated record. The transcript is spliced from 2 exons. Gene Ontology annotation, cellular component: peroxisomal membrane. Gene Ontology annotation, molecular function: ATP hydrolysis activity; ATP binding; long-chain fatty acid transmembrane transporter activity. Gene Ontology annotation, biological process: peroxisome organization; fatty acid beta-oxidation; long-chain fatty acid import into peroxisome.